AUGGUAUACUUUAUCGUCAUGUUUUUCACUUGGAUCUCUUUCUAUGAUUUAAAUCUACCUGGAUGUUCAAAGAUUCAAAUUAUAUUCUUUUUCUUAUGUUAUAUUGGAGUAUCGAUUGCAUGGUUGAGUGUAGUGACAAAGAUUAAAAAGGAGGAUAAUCGAUUGGCAUAUUCGUUUAUCGAUGCCAUUGUCAUUGCCUUUUGUGCCGUAUGUUAUUUGAUUCAUGUGAUUAUACACAAGUUCAAGAAACAGUAUGUCUAUGGUGUCGACGAUGUUGUAGUGGACGAGCGUGGUGUCAAACGUCGCAAACGUCGUUCCAAGCCAUGGACCAAGCGGUUAAGCAAGAUUCUGUGCUACUACAAACUCAUCGAUAUGGAUGAAGACGACCAAAAGAACCAAAUAGCAAGAGACAUUAUGACCGACGUCACAAAUGCACGUGAUGCCAGUCUGCCACACCACAAUUCGGUCAAUGUGACCGAGGCCAGCGGCAACCCAUCGGAUCCAAACUUUUUUAGACACUCUAUGUAUGCUCCGCGAGAGGAGAAACACGUGCUCAAGACAUUUGAAGGUGGAGGCAUUGAGAUGGCUACCAUCAAGGACCAGUCGUCUACACUGACAUCGUCACAAGAGCGUGAUGCACAGACUGAAUUUUUCAAAAAGAAAAAGGGAGCUAGCGAGACGGGAGGAGACAUUAGUUCGCGUACACAAUACACUGGACAACUACGUAUAUCACCAUCUGUAAUGGAUGAACUCAUGCCCAAAUACGAAACAUCAUUUAGAAAUUACAUUUGCACUGUAGUCUACCAGAUUGCAGUCGUUGCAACUUGGUUUUGGUUGCACAACUUUGCGACACUCGUUAUUGAAAAGGAUCUCUUUUCGACGCCGUUCCUUGCGCUUCUCUCGAUUGUGCUUUUCCACGCCAGUCGUCUCAUGUUGAUGGGUGUCAGCAACAUUUUGAAUCGUCUGCUCAGUCCCCGCGAACUCACCUACUUUACCUUUUUCCAAUUCCCACUCAUGUUUUUCCUCUACUAUCGUAACCUGUUUCUCAAUAUCAAUAGUUGGGGUAUCACGGUGCUCGUGUCGCUCGUACUCUUUGUCUUUGACAUUGCCUACUAUCCGCUGCACAUGACCAAGCGUUACUGGAUCUUCCGUCACCAGCAGCUGGCCAUCUACCUCGAGAAGCGUGGUACCACCAGUCGCAUCUUUAGAUGGUUGCGUGUCGCACUCGACGAUCCCAACCCUUCCUACGAACAACAUAUCUGCAAGUUGUCCGUCGAAUACUACUAUGACAAGAUGGCCGAGUACACUAGCAUUGUCACAAUGGUCGUCUUUUUGUCACUGAUCCGUGCACUAAAGUACAAGAUCUCGUACUACCCCAGCUUUGAGGAGCUAGACACCGAGUCAUUCCACCAACUCCUCUUCCGAUACCUCUACCUCGUCUGCUUUGAAAUGGCAUACGAUCUUGGCAUUCGUUUCUUUGCUCGUCGAUUCAUGAAGAUUGAUAUCUCCAACAGAGGCAGAAACGAAACCAUCUCUCAUUUUACCACUAGAUUCAUCUACACCUUCUUUUUGUUGUAUUGUCUCAUGGACGUCUAUAACGCCCAAGUCAUUUACAAUGAUAAUGUUGAUUUCUCCUCUACCGAUGAUACCAUUAGUAAUUCCCUUAUUGCAAAUAUUAUUCAAAAUUUUAUUAAAUAA
This is a messenger RNA of Cavenderia fasciculata, 1698 nucleotides long. RefSeq lists its product as uncharacterized. The transcript has 2 exons. The record is from RefSeq and is a predicted model, not a curated record. Bases 1 to 1698 code for a protein of 565 amino acids. Lineage: Eukaryota; Evosea; Eumycetozoa; Acytosteliales; Cavenderiaceae.